Messenger RNA from Parathielavia appendiculata, 2867 nucleotides. RefSeq names its product DRMBL-domain-containing protein. Gene Ontology annotation, biological process: interstrand cross-link repair; double-strand break repair via nonhomologous end joining. The transcript is spliced from 2 exons. Gene Ontology annotation, molecular function: damaged DNA binding; 5'-3' DNA exonuclease activity. The coding region runs from base 96 to 2867 and encodes 923 amino acids. The record is from RefSeq and is a predicted model, not a curated record. Lineage: Eukaryota; Fungi; Ascomycota; Sordariomycetes; Sordariales; Chaetomiaceae.
CCAGCUUCCAACGCCACCAUCUUCACUAUUCCGUACAGCCCUCAUGACUUGCGUAGCGACUCUGUUAAGGUCAUUGGAAUACCACACCCAAGACAAUGGCAUCGGCCGCGAGAUUAAAAUCGACGUCAAAUACGAAAUCGAAACAAAAGUUGUCCCAAUCUCGACUACAAUUAAACACACCACAGAAGACAACCUCCCGAAACUCUGUCCCCUCGACUCCGUCUGCCACCGCGACCAAGUCCAAAACCAGUAACUCGAAAUCGAAGCCGAAUCAGAGCAUAUUGAGCUUCUUCAAGAAGAUUUCUGGUGAUGAGGAUGGAUUGUUCAUCGGUGGCGAGGAGGUACAAGGGGAAGAUAUUUAUGAGGCGACGCCUCCUGAUGGCGAGAAAGACAGCGAGAGGGAUGGGGAUGAUCGUCAGUCAGAGGGAAGGUAUAAUGAGGCCGGAGGGCCUGUCAAGAGGCGGAGACUGAGUCCUGGUGGUUGCGAUUCAGAGGUAGGGGAAGGGUUGAGGUCUGAGUCAGAAGGGGCAGUCGGGACAGGGAAGUCGCGCAAUGGAUCGGUUCUGGAGGGCAACCAGAAUAGGAUGUUCCGUACACCGGCCGCGGUGACGAAAAGGAAGGCGGCCAAUCCGUUCCUGGACGAUUCCUCGUCCGACCGGGAGGACCACGACGACAACAAGGAAAACGAGCCAAAGCCGGCCACAUCAAGGGUGAGAUCGCCGCCGCCUACGCUUGAUGAUUGUGACGAGAGAGACUCAGGUCCUGGACCGGCAAAGCUUACCAAUGGAGGACCAUUAUCCAGGGAUGUACCGCUUCUGAGGCAGCAGACCUCGGGAACGGAGCUCGGAGGUGACGUCGCCGACAUUGACGACGCAGUCGAAGACGACGACUUUACCGGCGAGGAGCUGGAAGCAAUGCGAUACAUGGAAGAGCAGGCGAGGUUAGAGGCUGAGGAGGAGGGCGGGGAAUACGAAGCGAGUGGCGAAGUCGACGACGAGUCCAUGGUGGAGAGUUGUCCUGUCUGCAACGGCAGUCUUGGUGGAGCGACGCCAGACCAGGCGGCAGCUCACGUCAAUUCCUGUUUGGACGGCAACCCGACGCCGUUGCCGAACCCGCCUGACGCUGUCAUCGAGGCUGAGGCUGCAGCCGUGGGCAAACGGUUUGCGAAAGCUGCAGUGGCCCGGCCAGGGCAGGCGAACCCCAUCAGUCUAGGGGACGACGCGGGAGAGGGGACGUCGAACUCGGCGUUCACAAAGCUCAUGUCCGGCCAUGCCGAGGAUGCCGCUUGGGCUUCGGCUGCCGCGGCGGAGACGGCGUCGAGAGGUAUGCCUGCCUACAAGCGGACCUGUCCGUUCUACAAGUUCAUGCCUGGAUUUUUCAUCUGCGUCGACGCCUUUCGAUAUGGCGCCGUCGAGGGUUGUAAGGCAUAUUUCCUGAGCCACUUCCACAGCGAUCACUACAUGGGCCUGACAGCGAACUGGACCCAUGGGCCCAUCUAUUGCAGCAAAGUUACCGGGUCACUGGUCAAGUCGCAACUGAAGACGGCAGCUAAGUACGUCGUCGAGCUGGAAUUCGAAGAGACUGUGCCGGUGCCUGAAACCAACGGGGUCACCGUCACCAUGAUCCCGGCGAAUCACUGCCCGGGCAGUUCUCUGUUCCUGUUCGAAAAGACGACCCCCGGGAGGACACAGCGGAUCCUGCACUGCGGCGACUUCCGCGCCUGUCCUGCCCAUGUCGAACAUCCGAAGCUGCGCCCGGAGACAGUCGACGCCAUCACGGGGCAGACGAAGCAGCAAAAGAUAGACGUCUGCUAUCUCGACACAACCUACCUGAACCCGCGCUACUCCUUUCCGCCACAACACGAAGUGAUCACCGCCUGUGCAGAGCUUUGCGCGCUCCUCAACAAAUCCCUCCUUGCCAACGACGACCGCGAGUGGGAGUCUCUGCUGCGCCGUCAACGUCGAGGCGCCAACUCCAGCACUCAAGACGUCAGCAAGUUCUUUACCGCGGCUUCCCCUUCUUCCACCAAACCCUCCACUCCACCCAUCCCCAACGCUUUCACAGCCCUCACCAGCCGCCAACAGCAAUACCACCCCAACCGCCUCCUCGUGGUCUGCGGCACUUACAGCAUCGGCAAAGAACGUAUCUGCAUCGCCAUCGCCAAGGCGCUGCGCACCAAGAUCUACGCCACGCCGGCCAAGAUUCGCAUGUGCAAGCAGCUGGACGACGCAGAGCUCGCGUCCCUGCUGACGUCGGACCCAGCCGAGGCCCAGGUUCACAUGCAAAUGAUCAUGGAGAUCCGCGCCGAGACGCUGGCCGACUAUCUCGAGGGGUACAAGGCGCGAGGCGAGUUUGGAAGGGUGGUGGGGUUUAGACCGUCGGGGUGGAAUUAUCGCCCCUCCGCAGCUUCUUCUGGUGGGGCGAAGAGCGGCAGCGGUGGAGGAUUGGGGAUAGGUUCGGUAGGCGCCAACCUCCCGCCCAGCUCGCUGCCUACCGCGCAGUUGCUGCACGGACUCGGGUGGAAAACCAAGUUCGCGGCGGGGGACCUAGUCCCGCAGCGGGGGAGCUCGAGCGAGGCCAUGUGCUUUGGCGUGCCGUAUAGCGAGCACAGCAGCUUCAGAGAGCUGGCGCUGUUUGUGAUGGCGUUGCGGAUCGAGAGGGUCGUGCCGACUGUCAAUGUGGGGAGCGAGGCGAGUCGGAGGAGGAUGAAGGGGUGGAUCGAGCGGUGGGUUGGGGAGAGACGUAGAGGGGGGUUGGUGAGGGUUUUUGAUGAGAAGGAGGGAGAGGAGCAUAGGGGUGAGGGACGACGGGGGAAGGGGGAGCUGUGGGAUGGGAAGGAUGGCAGGGGAGGAGGGGUCUAUUGGUAG